CCCGUUGGGGCGGGGAUGGGGAUGGCUUUUGUACCCGCCAUAGGUGAUGGGGCGGGGAUGGGGAUGAAAAUUUUAGGUGGGGAUGAGGAUGGAGGGACCUACAUCCGCAUCCGCCCCGCCCCAUUGACAUCCCUAAUUGAGAUGAGAGAGAAACUUAGAGAGAGAAAGAAACCUAAGAGGAAGAAGAAACCUAAGAGGAAAAAGAAAUCUAAGAGACAAAACAACCCAGCGCCGCCUGCUAAAUGUACCAUCAACCAUGAAUCUCCUCCUUUUGAGCUCACCCCCUUACCAACCAAGCACCAAAACAGCCAUUGUUCUUCAGUAAGUCAGUCAUAUCUCACCCCUUUUGGGUCGUCUCUUCCAUUUUCUCUUAAAAAUCAAGAAAAUGGAACCCCUAAAUUUGUAGAUCUUGAUUAUUGUGGUUUAAUGGUUACCCAAAACCGGCCAAAUUAUAGAUCCACCGGGUACUUUUUUCUUCGAUUUGAUAUCGUCUUCGGUGUAAAGUGCCAUGUUCGAAGAUCAGAUCGAAUAUGUUAUAAGUCGGGUGACGCGCGUGGGCAAUCGAGUCCCUAUCUUUACCCAGAUUGCAAAUUGAUCAUCACCAACUCAAGGGUACCCCUCUCACUUCACACCCUCACACAACUACACUUCCUCCUCCUCCGGUGAUGGUUCGUUGGUAUCCCCUUCCAUUGGAUACCUUCAAACUUAACUUUGAUGGUUCUUGUAAAUCUUCUUCAGCAGCAACAGGAAUCAUUAUCAGAUACAACAUUGGUCAACCUAUUACGACAUAUACCUACAAUCUUGGUCAUUCUCAAGCCUUUAUGGUCGAAGCUAGUGCUCUUCACAAAGGUAUCCAAGAAGCCAAGCGACUCAAUAUCAGAAGACUAUACAUUGAAGGUGACAACCUUCUCAUCAUCAACUCAGUUAAAGGAAUAUGGUCAACUCCAUGGAAGCUUCAUAACAUCAUCAUUGACAUAAAAAGUCUCCUCCUCACUUUCAACAUAUGGGAAAUUAAGCAUAUUUUCAGAGAAGCAAAUAGAGCAGCCGACUGGAUUGCAAAUGUUGGACAUCUUAUUAGUGACAAAAUGUUUAUAGACCCUUGUAAUAGCCCGCAAUUACUUUCUAUUCUUAGCAGUGAUUACUUAGGAGUGACCCUCGAGCAGAGGGGCUCUUAAUGAAUUAUUCUUCUUACCUUUCAAAAAAAAAAAAAAAAAAUAAUUACAUAAACCUGUCUUAUAUAAACUUUUGUAAUAGAUUAGAUAUUGUUACUAUUAUAUACUUGUAGCUCUUGUUAAAUUAUCCAACUUUUAAUCUCAUUGAUAAUGCUA
Molecule: messenger RNA, 1328 nt
Organism: Spinacia oleracea (spinach)
Lineage: Eukaryota; Viridiplantae; Streptophyta; Magnoliopsida; Caryophyllales; Amaranthaceae
Exons: 2
Coding region: 16-666 (216 amino acids)
Source: RefSeq, a predicted model, not a curated record